AUGGACGAUCAAGAAAAACUGAGCGGGUCACCCGACCCGGUUUUGAGGACCCGGUGGAUCCCCAAGCCGGAGCAAAUCCUCAUCCUCGAGUCCAUCUUCAACGGCGGCACGGUCAACCCGACCAACAACGAGACCGUGAGAUUCCGGAAGCUUCUUGAGAAGUACGGCCCGGUUGGGGAUGCCAACGUCUUCUACUGGUUCCAGAACCGCCGCUCCAGGACCCACCGCCGCCGCAGGCAGAUUCAAGCUGCCGCCGGCGACAUUACUCGCGGCGGCGCGGUUCGGGGUGAUAAUUGUGAUCCUCUUUUGUGCAGUUAUGGUCCGACGAUGGAUACAAGCGCGGGUAUGAGCCCUUCCUCGUCUUUUGGGCCCAUUGGUGUAGGUGCUGAUUCUACCAGUAACGGGCCUCUCUCGUUCUUGGGCCACCCAACUUGUUUUCAGGAGGUCCAGCAGGAUUCGGGUUUCUGGGCCCAGGAUUCUUCCAUUUCCCAUUACGGUGUGAUUACAGUGUUUAUAAAUGGAGUAGAGACAUCUGUUAGAAUGGAGCCAUUGGACACGAAGACCAUGUUUGGUGAAGGCUUUAUACUGUUCCAUUCAUCAGGAGUUGCAGUUGAAGUUGACGAGCGUGGAUUUUUACUGCAGCCCUUGCAUCACGGUGAAAGUUAUUUCCUGGUUCCACGACAUUAG
Molecule: messenger RNA, 687 nt
Organism: Striga asiatica
Lineage: Eukaryota; Viridiplantae; Streptophyta; Magnoliopsida; Lamiales; Orobanchaceae
Source: the annotation of a GenBank genome assembly